Molecule: messenger RNA, 3941 nt
Organism: Prosopis cineraria
Lineage: Eukaryota; Viridiplantae; Streptophyta; Magnoliopsida; Fabales; Fabaceae
Product: probable serine/threonine-protein kinase WNK10
Exons: 7
Coding region: 1383-3425 (680 amino acids)
Biological process (GO): protein phosphorylation; intracellular signal transduction
Cellular component (GO): cytoplasm
Molecular function (GO): ATP binding; protein serine/threonine kinase activity
Source: RefSeq, a predicted model, not a curated record
CGAAAUCUUUGAAUCCGACUGAGGAAAUGUCUCCAACCGUUCGAACUAACGUUCUCUCUCUUCUUCCCGCACCAAAGGCUAUAAAUAUAUGAAUUCUCCAGAAGGCUUCCAACAACAUCACCAUACAAUUGUUUGUUCCAUCCUUCUCUCUCGCUUCCCACCCCGAAUCAGUUCGGAUUUCUCUCCUUCUCACCUGCUUCUUUCUCUCCCCCAUCAUAACACGUUCCCACCUAAAGCUUUUUUUAACUUUUCCUUCCCCUUUCAGAGAUGUUGUAAUUGUAACCCACUUUUUCUUUUCCUCUUAGAGAUGUUGUAAUUGUAACCCACUUGUAAAGUUUUGUUCUUCGUGUGAGGGUUUCUUUGAGACUUAGGGUUGGUCGUGUUAAAUAUGGAUUUCGAUAGGAAGAUAAUUUUGGGUUUUGUUUGAGGAUGAGUUUUUGCUAUGAUAUGGAUGGUAGGGUUUUGGAUUCAGGUUCAUUGCCUCCUACCAUUGUGUUCGAAUGUCGAUCCCUUCGGCAUUCGAUUUUUCUAGCAUCGCAUCCCCAGAUUUCUUUGGGGGUCAUUGUUCUUUCGUUCCAAUUGGGGUUGAUCAGCGAAGUUUGUGAUCAAUUCGAAAAACAAUAACAAUAAAAGAACCAAAAGUGAACAAAUCUUAUAGCUAUUAGGUUCUGAGAGCAAAAUGGAUUAUGGGGUUGAAUUAGCAUUGCCAGAAAAUGAUGGAACAGGUACAAAGGAUCCUUCUAAAUUCGAGGAGGAUUUUGCUGAGAAAGAUCCAACUGGCCGAUAUAUCCGGAAGCAAGGAAAUGGAUACAAGAUACCAAGGCUUUUAGAAUUCUGGAUGGCACUUCCUCAGACACAAUGCGACUACGUUUUUAAAAUGUUGAUGCCUAGGAACUACAAUUGAACAUUAUGGUGAAUAUGAGUACGUUGAUCUACAGGGGUCGACACAUAUCUAUGAUACUUGUUUGGAUUAUUACAAGAGGAAAGUUUUCUAUCUUUUAUUUGUUAGCAUGUUAUCCCAAGCUAGCAUUCGCAAAAAUAUAUUGCAAGGGAAAUAAGUUGAGCUUUUGGUUUAAAUAACUGCACGAUCUAUAUAAUAUGCCAGAAUGCAUAAUUUCCAUCAUUCUAAAAUUAGGGCUGCUAAUGUAGAGCUUGAUAUUAUUUUGCUGAAGGUAAUAUUUACUUAAAUGUUUCUUGUUUAAACCUGAAAGAUAAUUUAUGUUCAAUUUCUACGUUUACGAACUACACAUUUUAUCGAUUGUGUUAGCCCCAAUGAAAUUUCAAAAGGCUUGGAGCUUGUGUCCAAGAUUCAAAAUUUAUAUAAAGAAACCUUGAUGAGGCAUCUUCAAGGAAUGCCUUUGCCUAAAGCAUAGCUAGGGUUGAUGACAAUCUGCUCACUCCUUUACAAGGAAAUUUUUUCAAUUCUAUAUUCACCUAGUCUUUCUAUAUUAUAUUAUUUUAUUUUAAUCUCUCUCUCUCUCUCUCUCUUAUUGCAGUACAAUGAAGUCUUAGGCAAGGGUGCUUUCAAGACUGUUUAUAGGGCCUUUGAUGAAGUUGAUGGAAUCGAAGUUGCUUGGAACCAAGUAAGGAUUGAUGAUGUUCUACAAUCAGCAGUUGAUCUAGCAAAACUAUACUCUGAAGUUCACAUAUUGAAGUCUUUGAAACAUGAAAAUAUUAUGAAGUUCUAUCAUUCUUGGGUUGAUGAUAAGAACAAAACUGUUAACAUGAUUACUGAGCUCUUCACGUCUGGAACUUUAAGACAAUACCGUAGGAAGCAUAAAAAUGUUGACAUGAAGGCCAUCAAAGGUUGGGCUAGGCAGAUUCUCCAAGGUUUAGCCUACAUUCACAGUCACAAGCCUCCUAUUAUUCAUAGAGACUUGAAAUGUGACAACAUCUUUGUGAAUGGAAACCACGGAGAAAUUAAGAUAGGAGACCUAGGCUUGGCAACAGUGAUGCAACAACCAGUUGCUCGAAGUGUCAUUGGGACUCCUGAAUUUAUGGCUCCUGAGCUUUAUGAAGAGGAAUACAAUGAGCUUGUUGACAUCUAUUCUUUUGGGAUGUGCAUAUUUGAGAUGGUUACUUUUGAGUAUCCUUAUAGCGAAUGCAAAAAUCCAGCUCAAAUCUAUAAGAAAGUUACCUCUGGUAUCAAGCCUGCUUCUCUUAAUAGGGUGAAUGACCCCCAAAUUAGAGAGUUUAUUGAAAAAUGUUUGGUUCCGGCAUCUCAUAGAUUGUCUGCAGAAGAGCUUCUCAAUGACCCAUUUCUGCAAGUUGAGAAUCCAAAGAAUCCAGCCCGAGAUCCUUUACAGUUGCCUCAUCAAACUCCAAGAUCUAUAGAUUUGUCCAGGUCUGGUCCUUUAUCUAUGGACAUAGAUCCUGACUAUAAACAGAUUUCUGUGAGUACCUAUGCUGAAAGCAACUGUGGAAGUCCCCAAUCUCCAGUUCUAGAACUCCAGAGGACAUCUAAGGAGAAUGAAUUUAAGUUGAAAGGGACAAAAAAUGAUGAUAAAUCUGCAUCAUUGACCUUGCGUAUUGCAAAUUCCUCUGGUCGAGUUAAGAAUAUACAUUUUCUCUUUUAUCUUGAUUCAGACACUGCAGUCUCAGUGGCCUCAGAGAUGGUUGAACAACUAGAGCUAGCAGAACAUGAUGUGACCUUAAUUGCUGAGCUUAUUGAUCAUUUGAUAACAAAGCUUCUACCUGGCUGGAAACCUUCAUCUGAUUACUCCUCAAGUGAAGGAAUAAGCCUCGAUGAUGGGUCUUCAACACUGGUAGAUGGCCAAACCAAAACAAGUCUAUGGGAUUCCAUCCUAGCUAGUGAUCCUGCUGGAUUAGUUAUUUACCAAGAUGAUGUGUUAGGGCUGAAUAUUGAUGAUCAAAAAGGUGAGGUUACACCUGAGGAGGGCUUUUUACUAGUCGACACUGUUAAUAAUGCUACUUUGCAUGGGGAGUGUAAUUCUUCUCCCACUUUGGCUGACUUGGAAUAUCAAUAUUCACAAGGAUCCACAACCUCGGUGCUACUUGCUAAAGAUUUGUCUAUAAAAAUAGACAACUUUCUCGAUUUAAAUGGGAGCUCUAAAUCCUUGAAUUGGUCUAUCUCUGAACUAGACCUUAGGGAUACAUAUCUUGAGGCUCGCAAAUUGCAGAGAACAACAGAUAGUAGUGUCCGGGAAGGCAUUGUGAUAAACAACUUUACAAAGAAUGAAACGAUCCCACCAUUUGAUGGCACAUGUCAUGCUUUUAGCUUGACAAGCAGCUGUUCUUCUUUGUCUUUGGCAGAGGAGAACGCAGAGUCUGAGCUAAAGUUGGAAAUUGAUGCAAUUGAGGCUUUCUAUCAUGAACAAUUUCAAGAACUUUCUAGAAGGAAGUUGGCGCAUUUGGAUCACAUCAAAAAGAGAUGGAUGGCUAAGAAGAAAUUGGCUGUUCAUUGACCUUGCAGUGGUUCGCUGACCCUUUUUCAGUUUUUCUUUCACUGGCUGAAGUCAUUUUGUUGUUGUGAAGUUCAUUAUACUUGCAAAACACUGCAUAUUGAAUGUAGCUUGGAUUUGGAUUCUCUCAAUUAAUCAAGGAUGAAGUGAAAGAAAUAAGAGAUAAGGGGAUCAUAUCUACCUCCGUAAGGGUCCCAACCCCAUUCUCUUCGUUCUUCUCACAUAAUUCUUUCAAUCAAUUGAAGGGAUCUAACUCCAGUUGGAUGUGGCUCUUGUGUUUUUUUUUUUUUUUCUCUGAAGUUUAAAAUUAUUUCCUAACUUCGGAGAAAUUUUCAAAAGUUGUACGUACAGGACGAUGUUCGCAAUUUGUCUUUAUAUACUGAACCUUUGAAAAUGAUUCGCUAUUAGUUAUAAAUGCAAGUACAUUCUUUUAAUUCUUUGUCAGCAUUGUAAUGUAACGCAUUGUAUCUAAGGGAAUUCAUUUGAUAAGGGAAACUUGCUCCAUGUCUUACUUCCUCA